Blastomyces gilchristii SLH14081 is the source of this 8760-nucleotide messenger RNA. RefSeq names its product phosphoadenosine phosphosulfate reductase. The transcript is spliced from 4 exons. Gene Ontology annotation, molecular function: phosphoadenylyl-sulfate reductase (thioredoxin) activity. Gene Ontology annotation, cellular component: cytoplasm. NCBI's taxonomy places the organism in Eukaryota, Fungi, Ascomycota, Eurotiomycetes, Onygenales, Ajellomycetaceae. The coding region runs from base 908 to 1861 and encodes 317 amino acids. The record is from RefSeq and is a predicted model, not a curated record.
CUUCUUAUUAUUAUUAAAUUAAUUUGAGUUUUUUGCAACUGACAAACCAACCAUGCUUGGCGAAAUUGCAAGGCGCAGAUUGCGUGAUUUGCAUCAACCAUGAGCAAAUUCCCCCCUGCGUUACUGUGAUACUGCGAUACUGCGAUACUGCGUUACUGCGAUACUGCGUUACUGCGGAGUAUUAAAUUCUUCUUCUUCUUCUUCUUCUCGCGUGGUGGCAGACUAGACUGGCAGCCCACUCACUGGUGACAGUGGUGAGAUUCGUCGCCCGGAUUGCGCCAGAAUAGCGAAUAUUAAUAGAGCCUGGUUGUGGGGUCUUGUCCGCAGCCUGUACGGUACAGUACGGGAUGUACUGGAUGCCCUGGAUGCGAUGAUGCGAUUUGGGGGCUGUCUAUCUAUCCUGUCCUGUCCUGUGCUGUCCUGUGCUGUGCUGUGCUGUGCUGUGCUUGACUGCAAAGGAAAGGAAAAGGUUAGGAAAAGGUUAGGAAAAGGGGGCAGGCAGGAAUGCAUCUUGCUGGUUGUUCUCAGUCAGUCCUCCGAUUUUCCCUAUCUAUCAGGAGUAAAAGGGCCCGGGCCUGGGGUUCGCUUUUUUCUCCUCUCUUUCUUUCUCUCCAACUUUCUCUCUUUCUCUCUCUUUCUCUCUCUUUUAUUAUUAUUACUAUUAUUAUUACUAUUAUUAUUAUCAUUAUUAUUGCUCAUCUUGAGCCGUCUUUGUUUUUGAUUUCUAAGACGCCAUUCUAGCCUGGGUUCCUACCCAUCGCACAUAUCCCUUUUUUGUCAGCAAUCCAUCCACCUUUUGUCUCCCUCCUCCUUGCAUGCUCACAUACAACCUUGCUACCUACCCCAUUCAUUCGAGUAUUUAAAUAUAUAUACUAUCAAUUCUUCGCCGCCUGGGUUGGUUGUUGAGAUGUGCUUCAAUUCCUUAGCUGUACAAGAAAAUCAAAGCCGUCCUUCUUACCCUGUCAAAAUGCCGUCCAAAAUCACUUCCAGCUACCCUUCUGAUACAGAAGCCGAGUCUGGAUAUGUCAGUGCCAGCACCAGUGAAGCCAGCCUACCAGAACUCGUCUUCACCAAACCACACUUGAAAUUCCUUAAUAAACAGCUUCAAUUCCUAGAACCCCAGGAUAUCCUCCGCUGGUGUAUCACAACGUUACCAGGCCUCUAUCAAACGACUGCAUUCGGCCUAACAGGGCUUGCCACAGUCGACAUGAUUUCCAAACUCAACAUCCCUCUCUCUCAAACGGUCGAUCUCAUCUUCCUUGAUACGCUUCAUCACUUCAAAGAGACACUGGCCCUUGUAGACCGUGUCCGCAAACACUACCCUUCAACAAACAUCCACAUCUACAAGCCACACGGUGCCUCCACUGCCGAGGAAUUCUCACAAAAAUACGGCCCCAAACUCUGGGAAUCGAACGACCAGCUCUACGAUUGGUUAGCCAAAGUCGAGCCAGCCCGGCGAGCCUACAACGAGCUGCAAGUCAACGCCGUGCUCACCGGCCGCAGACGCAGCCAGGGCGGCAAACGGGGUGACCUGGAUAUCAUCGAGGUCGAUGAGGCUGGUCUGAUCAAGAUCAACCCGCUGGCGAACUGGUCCUUUGCACAGGUCAAAGAAUACAUCACGGCAAGUAACGUGCCCUACAAUGAGCUGUUGGAUAGGGGCUAUAAGAGUGUAGGUGACUGGCACUCGACGGAGCCCGUGAAGGAUAAUGAGGAUGAGAGAUCCGGGCGGUGGAAGGGCCAGCAGAAGACUGAGUGUGGGAUUCACAACCCCCUCUCGAAGUAUGCUCAGUUCCUGCGCGAUCAGGAACUUAAGAGGCAGGGGGAGGCUAUUAGCCAGGCGCUUAAGGUGGAGAGAAAUUGAGAGCCCUGCUUCCAACCCUCUUGUUACAAUUUUGAUUUCUUUUUGAUUUUUUUUUCGAUUUUUUUUCGAUUUUUUUUUUUUUUUCACCUUUCUUUGUCUAGGCUUUUGCAUAUAACGAUACAGGAUAAUACGGCGCUAAUAGGGCGGGGAGGGUCUGUUUCGUUUUGUUUGGAAUGCUUUCGAUACUAUUCCUCUGCUUCUCUUUUCAUGAAAGGCAUACAUACAUACCCCUUGAUAUAUGCUUGUAUAUACAUAGCAAAAUAGAAUAUUAUACUUAAGAGAGGGCUUAUCAGUUGGAUAUAUGGCUUCGACGCGCAUGAAAGAGAAAUUUUACCCGUGCGACUUGAGGUCAAUCGCAUAUUACAACAGGAUUAGCACUCGGGGUUAGGCGGGUGAUGAAUGAGGAUAUAACCAACUCCCAUAUGAUAUAGACGUCGUCCUCCACAGCUUUAAUUAUGAUAGCAUAAUCAGGCCAACCCACUCGCACUCAUAUGCUCAAUGUAUUAACAUAUGUAAUCCCCAUCCCAUCCUAAUAACUAGUUCUCAUCUAAACUAGCCUACGCCUAUUUAAUACACAUAUCAUAUACCGUCCCAAUUGGUAGAUCCGGCAUAAAGUACCCCCCCCCUCAACCGCCCCGUCCAUAACAUCAACAUCAAACGGGUUCUGCGUAAUCACCCCACCCCCCCAACGAACCCUUCAUUGACAAUGACACUUCCGCCAAUAGCACCAUGCUCUUCAUCUCAACAAGGGUCAACCCGCCCACGCGGCCCAAAACACCAGCACAAAUCAUCAGCGCUGGAUAGAUACCCCGAUAAUCAAUGAAGAAACUCGGGGCUGCGAAUCUUCUCUGAUGGCUUUGCGAAAGCAGCAAAACCCGGCACACCACCAUUACCACCACUCCAACCAUAACCAUAACCAUAAACCAUAACCAUAACCAUCCAAAUCCCCAAACCGCAGCCUCAACGCGGCCCCCAAUUCAGCGCCAACAGCUUGUUCUCCCGCGCAACCCCUCCCCACAGCCCCCAUAAGCGAAAUGCGUCUCAGCCCGCAACGACCACGCAUCAACCCUAACAACCGCGCGCCGGGGAACCCGGCCCCGGACUGCGCAAAUCGUCAUCCCGAUGUGUCGGCCGUCAUAGUCGAUGCCGCCCGGGUGAUAUUCUUCGUCGUUUCCCCCGCCCAGUGUACCGUACCGGAGGGAGAGCUGCGCAUCAGCGAUGCGGGUGGUGCCCGGUCCCGUCGAAGAGGACGAGACCAUUUUGUGUGUUUGCGUUAAGAGAUGGGUGAAGAGGGUGGCUAUUUUGGUCCGCUUUUGUGGAAGGGGUUGGGUAGUGGUGGAUUUUCAGAGAGAAUGCAUGUGAGAAUGAUAUUGGGGAUAGGAAGAGGAGAAGGAAAGAUGCCCAGGCGGCCAGGGGGGGACAUAGCGAUCAUUGUGAGCAGGAAGAUUAUCAUAUCAGUCUCUGUGAGCUCGUCGUCUCUUUCUCCGCUCGGUGGUUAGCUCGUUCAGGAGUUAGGGGGAUUGUUCAAGAAUAAUAGGUAUUUUGAAGCUGCUCCAAGAUCAUCGGAGCGAAGGCCUAACUAAAGGUUGUGGCGAACCAUGCCUUGGUUCAUGCGUAACGGCUUAAAUAGCCCGCAAUGGGGCCGAAAAAUCUGGGGUUGAAAAUCUUUUUACCAAAAAAAGAAAAGAAAAGAAAAGAAACGAAAAAUAUCAUAACCGUCAUAUUGGUCCAUACUAGAUUAAAGCCUUCUUCUUCGGCUCUUAUAUAUAUAUGUGUGUAUGGUAUGUGCAACCCAAGCAAACUAUGUGUCUAAAAGAACAACCAUUAAGAAAAAGAUAUGACACAGGUGAAAAAAAAAGGACAUGAUCCAAAAUAACAAUCCUAAUCAUCACCCAAAAUUUCCCCGUCAAGAAUCAAUAAUCCACAAAGCCCCCAUCCUUCCCGUCCCUAUCCAACAUAUAUCUAAACCUCUCCUUCUCAGCCUUUCCUUUCAGAUAUGCGGGUACAUCCCGGUUCGCCUCGACCCUCUCAUAAACCUGACUAGGCCUAUUAAACAAAUCCUUCCCCGUCCUCACCACCUCGACAAUAUGCUCCUUGUUCGUAAACUCAGGACGAUUAUACUCCGUAUGCGAGAAACUCACAAUCUUAGUCUGCAUCUCCUUCACAGUCGCAAAGCACGAGCUACAAUGCCAUGACGCAUUGAAUAGGUCUGCCAUGGGGCCGAACAUAUUUUGCACGACCGACCUCCCGCGCCCCAUGCGCAGGUCGUCUGGCUUUAUCGUCUCUUCAUAGCCUUCAUAAUAUGUCGCUUGUGGGUGCGCCCAGUCCGGCCCCUUGUGCAGCCAUUGGAAACUGUAGUAGUAGAACCUGCUACGCAAGUUGAUACGGCGGGGGAAGCUGCAGGUGCGGAGCAAGGUAACAGUGGCUGGGCGGGGGAUCUCGUCGAUGUCGGAGAUGAUAAUGACGUCGUCGAGCUGCGGUGCGGCCGCGGGUUUGGCGGCAACGGGAUUCUUCGCGCUAGGUUGGCCGAGGGUUGGGAAAACCUGGGUGAAGCCGGAGUCUCGUUGGAAUUUCUCGCGGUCGAAAGCCUUGCGUACGUUUUCGCCGUCUCCUUCCACGAGAUGGUGGAUUAUUUUAUCGUGGAAGCGAGAGAAUUUGGCCCAGAUAUUUGUGUCAGUGAGGAGGGUGGGCUUUGGGCGGCCGGUGAAGGUUGUGUUGGCUUCGACGAUUAUGAAGUAGUCGACAUGGUCGUUCAGUUCGUUUAGGCGGAUUUCGAGCCAGUCAAGUUCGGUAUUGAGGAGAAAGAUGUCAUAAACUUUUCGAGCCGGAGGCCGGGUGUUCUGAUCGCCCUUGCGGCUCUGUUGUCCCCUCUUAUAGACUGGCCAGUUGUAGAGGCCGCAGAGCUCGCCGGCUUUCUGCGCUGUUAACCCACUUUGGCCGUUACUGUUCGGCUUUUGGCGAGCGCGGUCGGCUUCCAUGUCCUGGAGGGCUUCGCCGACAUAUUGUUGGGUAGAAGUGGUUAUCCAUGAGUACAAACCGCCGAUGCAUAAUAAAAAUAUCGAGACAUAGAGAAUAAGGGAUUUGAUCCCCAGACGUGGGCCAAGGAUCAUUCUUGGGAUGCGACGAGGCUGAGUAUGUCGGGUUCAUCAAGAACGAAGGGGUGAAAGUUUAAGUAUUAAGUUUAUUUUAGAGCACAGCAACCAUGGGGCCGUGGCAGCCGUGACAUGAAGAAUAACAUAAACAGGUGUAUGCACAGGGGCGCGGAAAAAAAAUGAUUUGUAACGAGGUGAAAACUCUUGCUACCAGAGCACAGCAAGCUGAGCUGGAGGCAGCAUAGAGUCAGGGGCCGGCGGCUCUGCCACCGAGGAUGAACGAGGUGGCAUUGGAAGGUUUCCUUGCCGGGUAACUAGUUAGCUGGUCCGUUAUUUUCACUUUUUCUGUUUGACCAUGCUGGAUCAGGCAAUGGUGGCAGAAAAUCGGCCUGAUGGCGUUCCAUGUCUCGCUUGACAUUGACCCAGAGGAUUCGGCCGCUCCGCAAAAAAAGAAAAAAACAAUGAGAGAAAAGAAAAGGUAAAGAACAGAGCGACGCGAGCAGUAUCAAAGCACACCGGGUGCACCUUGCAAGACGUAAAGUUACGUGUCUAUAGCUCUUCUAGUGUCGCUGCUUGGAGCCAUCGCGGGAAACGCCCCAGUUCACAAAAAGCUCCCGAAGCCAGCACCAAUCCCGACCGACGGGGCCCGACGGCUGAGCCUCCACGCGGGUAAAUGAUCAUGAGAGAAAAUAAACGAAGAAAAGAAAAGAAUGCACUCCACAAUGCACCAUUGGAAUAUAAUGAUUUAAAACUCCUGUUAAAUGGAAGUCGGAAAUAAAGCACUUAUUAUAUUAGAAACGGUACAUGUAUGUACUGUACAAUGCGCUGGCCAUUUCUUGCAAUGGGAUCUCAGUCCUGAUUGUUGAAAUAUUUUGGGCUUUUUUCAAUGUCUCCCUACGACGGUGGUAACGGGUCCAGUUAACAUGUCGAUCUCCAGGCCAGAAUGACCAGAAGAGUGCGAACAGAACAUACCCGAGGCCAAUUCCAUUAACAAUUGGACCAACGACUGGACCCAAACUCCAGCGCGCGUGGGGUAACAGCUCUGGGCGUGUAAGGCGAAGAUAGAGCACACAGCUAAUCGAGACGACGUAUGUGGCCAUGAGAGCAGCAACAUUGAGAGAUAUAAUGGCAUGGAAUGCGGCGCUUGAUCCCAGGUUGAUGAGCGAGAGAAGUACACUGAUAAGACAGGAAACAAAUAUCGCGUUGGCCGGGAUAUGUUUCUUUGGGUGGACAGCGGAAAGCCAUUUGGCAAAAGGGAGGCCUUUGUCUCGAGCGAAAGAGAACGUUUGCCGGGAUGCAGAGGCAUUAAAGGAAACGUUGCUUGCAAUAACUAAUACAAGAAUGACAAUGGUGAGUGCGUUAACUCCCUUGGUGGACACAGCGUUGCGGAAUACGUAGAUGAAGGGAAAUGUUGAGGGGUCGUUAAGAGCGUCCUCCACGGAUGGAAUGGAGAAGAUAUAGGUGACGAUAAAUAUGAUGGCUAGGAUUCCAUUUGCCAUAUACCCCCAAGCAAUCGCAUUGGGUACGUUUCUUCCAGCAUCCUUGACUUCUUCUGCCAUGUGUGCAGUUGCAUCAACACCUUUGUGGUACAACCAAGUUUUAGCCAAAUUCUUCGUUGAGCGGGUUAGUUGAGGAAAAACAUACUCAAGCCUCCAUAUAUGGCAGAGAGCUGCCCGACCAUAACGCUGACUCCAACACUUGGCCAAUCUCCACCGUUUCGGAACUCUGUAAACACUGCUCGAGCGGAUUGAUGGGGAGCCAUGACCCAUAAAACAACCACGACGGCAAGAAAACCGAAGAUAUGGACAACAAGGAGCAAAUUCUGGAUCAUGGGCAGGCCUUGAGCCACCCAUAUGUUGAAAACGUAAAUUAGAGCCACCAUCGCAAAGACAAGUAGGGUGCCCCGCCAAGGGGUAGCUUCAUAAUCCGGUUUGUUGACAGUUAGAAGGCCUUGAAUAAUAUUUCCCGUGAGGAACGAUCCAGAUGCUGCGCCAGCUUGCCAAGCUAGGACUGAUAACCAUCCUGAAUUAAAGACAUUAGUAUCAACUGCAUCGAUAUAUCGACAUCAAUAGUUCAUCGGGCUUUCUCACUAACCCGUGAUGUAACUCAAGAACUUCUGAUGUUUCUCUGAUGCAAAUUCAGAGACCCAAUGGUAUUGACCUCCAGAGAUUGGUGCCCUAUCAAUUCGAGAAGAAUGGAUAUUAGCAUGUCCUUCUCAUUAUUAGACAAAACAGCGUAACCUCGCCUGGGGCACUUGAAAAUUUACAUAGAGGCCAUUUCUGCAAGAGAGAAAAUCACGAAACCAAAACCAAUGAAGGUCCAGAGAUACGACCAGAAUAGCCCAGCGAGGCCGCCAUUGAUAAGUCCUUCAGUGUUAGAUCUUGCAAAGUUUCAAGUGAGAUUAGCCCGAAUCCUUAAGUAGCUUGCAGGAUGAGGGCAAAGCUUAGGGCAGAAAGCGGCCGGUAGUUUCUCUACCUCCCACAAGUCAGUAAACCAUAUCCGUAUCGAGGUGCCACUUUCUGCGGGGAAACAGACGAUUAAUUCCUGUCGUUUGCCCAUACGAUUCAUAUCCUUUCGGUCAUUUUUAGUAUGUCCCCGCCUCACUAUUUCAUCCCCCGCGCCAUCGUCGAGACUAUCUUCGAUGUCAUCCAUGUCAUACUGGUCCGGGGUUUCGUACAUAGAUUCCUGAGGGGAGGAGCCUUUUGCAGAGGCCUGUUGAGUCGCGCCAUCUGUGGUGGUGGCCAUUGUUGUUGAUAACUGAUCGAGCAAGGAAUAUGUCAGGUGUAUCCGAGACCACAUGGGCAGUCAGAGAAUGAACUGUACGGAACGUAUAUAUGGAUCGUGUAUAAAAAUCACACAUAUGAGAAAUUGCCUCUGGGGCCAGGUGGAAUAGAAGGGCUGAGGUGGGCAAGGUGAAGGGAACAGAAUGAAAAUCCAGAAUAGAAAAAAAAUGUGUGAUGCAAGUUGCCUGCACGACAAGCGACUGUUCCGAUCAUGAGAAAGGAUGAUCACUACAAUAUACACACCCCCGCAACAGAAAGAGAGAAAGAGAACACGAGAGACGCAAAACCAAGAAUAAAAGAAACCCAAAAAGAAAAUUAGAAUACGAAGAGGGAAAAAUAGGAAGAAUCUCUAAGCCUGCCUCGUUCUGGAAAGUCAACAACAAGGUGCUUGUCACCACUCUCUGUGCCGCCAGGUUUCGGAUGACCGUGAGAAGAUCACAGAGACCUUAACUCCUCGAAUUUUCGGAGCGGUGAGUUUGGGACAAAGGACUGCGGCCUUGGUGAUAGAUGGAGAAGGACUAUUUGGAUAUGCUGUAGGGGAAGUAUAUUAUCCCUACAGUCCCACCACAUACACAGCAGCAGUGAAACAAAAACUGACAUCGAAAUAUCUCAAGGUUCAGCCGUUGCUCUCGUCUUUGUUUCUUCCCUUAUAGACGCCCCGCAUGCCACAGACAGGUAUGUUUUUAGCAUAUUCAGAUGUACAACGGGUGCCAUAUGAACAGAACAAGUAUAUCAGGCGCAAUUAAGGAGGACAGAAAAACACAUCAGGAAGGAUUUAUCUUGCUUUCUGUAUCACCCGUGGCACCCGACUCGCAGAACGUUUGCCGGGCUCGCACAACGAGCUCGUCAUUCUUUUUUGGCCAUUAUGACGCAUCCCGCGGAGACCACGUCUAUAUCACAAGUGCUGUAAGUGAUAAGAAUUUGUUAUUCUGUAUUUAUAGUCGUUUUAGGAGUGAUAUAAACGUGGAUCAAGCUCGUAUGAAGCAAGCGCCCACAACCUGAACACACAAACAAUGGUUCAAGC